AUGAGCAGCAGCAAGGAUCAUUUCACCCUCAAGUGCACACACAACAGGGACAAGGGUAUGUUCAAGAAGCAGCAGGAAAGCAGCACCGUCACCAAAAGAAGUUCUGGACAGCCGACAUGGAGAGGCCGGGGUAGCUCAGGAUCGGGCAUAGCGCCGUUUCAAGCCCGUCCACCCUCCACCAGCGGUAGAUGCCUUCAGCGUGCACAGCAAGGGCUCAAAGAGAAAUGGUUUGAUGGGGUUCGCGUCACAGAGCUGGGCGCGUUGCGACCCGAUCCCGCAGCGGCACUGGCUGUGGUUGUGCGUUGGUGGCCGUUGGUUGGAUGGCAGUUGUUCCUGCGGGAGAUGAUGAGGACGGAGAGGGUCCAGAUGGGCGAGGCGCUUGUGACUACCGGAGUCAUGUCCGCUGUCAACUCGCCAGGACAGGCCCGGGAGAAGUACCUCUGCCGCAUCGCUACCAAGUCCGACUACGACUACGAGUUCUACGAGGAACGUCAAUGA
This is a messenger RNA of Colletotrichum paranaense, 498 nucleotides long. RefSeq lists its product as uncharacterized. The coding region runs from base 1 to 498 and encodes 165 amino acids. Lineage: Eukaryota; Fungi; Ascomycota; Sordariomycetes; Glomerellales; Glomerellaceae. The record is from RefSeq and is a predicted model, not a curated record. The transcript has 2 exons.